AUGCUUUCCGCAUUGACAGAACAGUCACGUUGUCAUCCAAAACGGCACAGCAGUCUGCCUGCCGCGGCACAUCCUCUUCCGGACCCUACCCUCUGCGCAACCCACAGAAAAGCUCCAACGAUGGUCAAAUUCCUUGGUCCCGAAUACAGAGUAUCACCACCCUUACACGUCCAAUGCAUCUCCAACGCACCCCUAGACGACAGACUAUCCGCUCUCCGCGCCGCCUUAGCAGCAGGCGCCGACCCAAACGAACUAGGCGGCUGGAAGAACCCCGGCACCUGCCGGCCACUACACUACGCCAUCGACGACUCAGCACAGCAUGAUUACAGACAACUCAAGCUGAACUUCCCUGUUGUGGAGGCGCUGCUCGAGGCCGGUGCGGAUCCGCGGCUGCCAGACUUGAGGCCUGGGCGGCGCUCGCCGAUUCAAGAACUGGAGGGCUGGUUCGAAGCCUACGAGUCGGGUCACGCAGGCUGGUGUGCUGAGGAUCUGGAGAUGUGCCCUUUUUAUGAGAAAGCGUUGCGGGCUAUGAAGAAAGUGGCAAAGGAGCUAGAUGCUCGAGAUGCCUCGCUGAAUCGACAAGUCAUGUUGAGGGGUCUGCUUGAUUGA
This is a messenger RNA of Ascochyta rabiei, 609 nucleotides long. RefSeq lists its product as uncharacterized. NCBI's taxonomy places the organism in Eukaryota, Fungi, Ascomycota, Dothideomycetes, Pleosporales, Didymellaceae. The record is from RefSeq and is a predicted model, not a curated record. The transcript is spliced from 2 exons. The coding region runs from base 1 to 609 and encodes 202 amino acids.